This is a messenger RNA of Porites lobata, 381 nucleotides long. NCBI's taxonomy places the organism in Eukaryota, Metazoa, Cnidaria, Anthozoa, Scleractinia, Poritidae. The record is from the annotation of a GenBank genome assembly.
AUGACGAGCACAGUCUAUACCUUAUACCUUCAACAAGGUGCUGGAAAAUAUGAAGACAGCGAAGAAAGCGAUUUCUCCCAAGAAAGCGAAGUCUCUAGCCAAGGAACGGAGUCUUCCCAAGAGGAAGAAACGGAAAACUUAGAGCCUUGGUCACGCAUUCUUGGUGAAGCCGAGAAACGCCAUGAGACCCAGCUCAACGCAUUGAUCAAUGAGUACGAAGGGGACGGAGAUUCAGAAAAUGUGGCCCGCGUGAAAGCCGAGAACGCUCUUCUUCCUGUUUACAGAAAAGAGCUAAGAAAAGUACUCUUAGAGAAUCUACAGUGGAUGCGUGCAAUGAAAAAAGACCCCACCUUCAAAAAAGUGAUGGAAACUCAAAAAUAG